CGAUCAUUAUUAAUUCGAUUAUCAAUGAAUGGUUGUUGAAUCUGAUUUAUAAAAUGUAAACGUAAAUUUGAUUCUAAUGGAUUUGUUCUCAGCAUUCAAUCAUGACUAUAUGCGAAAGAGAAUCAGUUAAAAUCAUGAUUUUUAUGCCUUUACUGUCGAUCAUAUUAUCGAUUAUACAUUCGACUUACGCUGAAAAUGGUGGUAGAUUAAAUGAAACAUGUAAUGACGAACGUAGCAAAAUCAUGAACAAAAAGAAAACUACGAAUCAUAUUCAUCAGUGUUGUAAUGAAAUUAUCAUGUGUUCAUGCAUGAAUAUGCAUUGUUUGAAUGAUACACAAUCAGUUUAUACUGAUUGGUGUAUACAAUUAAAAUCUAGUCCUUGUCAAAUUAGUGAUGAUUGUCAACAAUCGAUUACUUAUGAAUCAUGUAUCAAACUUCCUGAAAACAAUAUUUGGCCAUUUAUUCUAUUUAUCGUAUUGAUUGUAUUGGUCAUCAUUUCCAUCAUAAUAUUUUUUGUCACCAUAUUUUAUCAUAAAUUUUAUGUUUCAAAUCAAGAUCCAUAUUUAACGACAACAUCAAAAAGUCAUCAGAUCGAAUAUAAAGAAGAGAUGAUGUUAAUAAUAACUUCGAAACCUAAUUUACAUACAAUUCGUAAUAAUGGAAAGGAUAAUCCAUCCAUUACCGAUACAAAAUCGAAAAAACCUCAACAUAAUAGUAAUAAUAACAAAGCAAAAAAUAUGCACGACUCUGAUAGCAAUUGUAAACCUGAACAGGAAUCAACAAUAAAACUUAUCAAAGAAUCAAUCAAAAAUAUUAAUAAUGAUUUAAAAUAAAUUUUUAUUAAAAUUCAAUAAUUAUUCAAAUGAUUAUGAUUAAUCAUUAAACUGUAUUUGAAAUGAUCCAAUUUCGAAGAU
Molecule: messenger RNA, 914 nt
Organism: Dermatophagoides pteronyssinus (European house dust mite)
Lineage: Eukaryota; Metazoa; Arthropoda; Arachnida; Sarcoptiformes; Pyroglyphidae
Source: RefSeq, a predicted model, not a curated record